Molecule: messenger RNA, 1101 nt
Organism: Vicia villosa (hairy vetch)
Lineage: Eukaryota; Viridiplantae; Streptophyta; Magnoliopsida; Fabales; Fabaceae
Exons: 3
Coding region: 1-1101 (366 amino acids)
Source: RefSeq, a predicted model, not a curated record
AUGGCUACUGAGGAAAUUAUCGGUACUAAUGCGUCCGCUUCUGUGAAUGACAAACCAUUCAAGUUUGAGGGAUCUAAUUUCAAACAUUGGCAAUCAAAGAUGAAGUUUUUCUUAACUCUGAAAAAGGUUGCCCACGUUCUGACUGAGGAUAUCCCUAUUCUUCCUUCUCGAUCAAUCGAAAUAACUAAUGGUAAGUCAACUACUGAAUCAGACGGAACCUCUAAAAAGGAUGGAGUUUCUAAAACAUAUGAUGGAGACUCUGCUGCAAAAGAAAAAGCCGCAGCAGAUAACUUACAGCUCCGAAAAGAAAUUGCCCUAUGGCAAGAAAAUGAUUACCUAUGCAAACAUCAUAUUCUGAACAGUCUUGCUGAUGACCUGUAUGACUACUACAGUAAUCACAACACUGCUAAACAGGUUUGGGGAGCUCUCCAAAGGAAGUAUGGCACUGAAGAAGCUGGUGCAAAGAAAUAUGUUGAGAGCCGCUACUUGAAUUACAAGAUGGUGGAUGAAAAGCCUGUGGAAGCUCAAAGUCACGAGAUUCAAAAAAUUGCUCAUGAAAUCAUUACUGAAGAGGAAGCUCGGAGACAAGAUCAGAAAGAUGAAGUCUUAGUUGUUACUAACAACAAAAAGAAAUUCGGUGCGGUUCUAAAGCCUACUGGCAACAACCACCACCUCAAAGAAAUGACGCUCCGAUUUUCACUUGCUACAAUUGUGAAAAACCGGGUCAUAUGGAAAAAAAAAUGUAAGAGCAGGCCUAAACCUGUUGCUGGCUCAAAUUCUCAGAUUAACAUGACUGAUGAGCCAUUUGUUGCUAUGAUUACUGAAGUCAACAUGGUUGGUAGAAGUGAUGGUUGGUGGAUAGACACUGGCGCCUCUCGUCAUGUCUGCUAUGAUCGUGCUAUGUUCAAGACAUACACCAUUGCUGAAGAUAAGAAAGUACUGUUGGGAGAUGCUCACACCACUAAUGUUGCUGGAAUUGGAGAUGUUGAGCUGAAAUUUACCUCAGGAAAAACUUUGAUCUUGAAGGACGUCAUGCACGUUCCUGAAAUUAGGAAGAAUCUUGUUUCUGGUUUUCUUUUAAAUAAGGCAGGGUUUAGUUAA